UAGGGCACAUGGCUAACAAUUUCUACGAAAUGUGUGUUCUACUCUUUAUAAACUGAAGAUCGAGAGCUGACAGUGACAGAAGGUACCUUAUGUCUUCAUGAUCAUCACGAUUCAGGAAAAGUAAAAAUUAUCCUUUCUCCCGUUUGCUGUAAACUCUAAAGUUAAAACAUUAUGUCUAGUGAAGAUCAGUUGCGAAAGGACGCCGCCAAGCUGCGCGACGAGAUAAAUAAUGUUAUUAAAGAUCUCAAAGGACAUCACUUUGGGGUAAACGUCGCUAAGACCGUGAGCUCCACCGUAUCAGUGUUUGGAGGAGUGUUAUUCGUGGGGGCUGCCUUAUUGGCUGUUCCAACAGGUGGAUUGUCCUUGAUGGCAGCGGGGGCUGGUGCAGCGUUCGCUGGUGUCGGCGGUGCUGGUAGCGUUACUGCAUCUUGUGUAGAAUAUAUCAUAGAAAAGAGAAACAUCUCAGGCAUACAAGAAAAUUGGGAGAAAUUUCAAAAUGAUUUAGAAAAGCACUUCUUGGAUAAGUACGGUUGUCUAAAUACUGUAAGGACAAUUUUUAAAUACAUUGGUCGCAUAAUCAAACGCGGUAUCCAGGCUGGGGAUGGUUAUCGAUUGAUAAGGGACACAAUUACUAGGGAAAGAGAGCAAAGACAAAUAAAUAAUGCCUGGGGAGCAGCAGUCAAUGCCGAAAGGGCGGCGGCGAAUGCUGAGGAAGCAGCAGUCAACGUUGAGAUAGCGAUGGUCAAUGCCGAGAGAGCAUUUAAUGUUGUGCGAGUGGCUGUAAAUGUGGGCGUAGCAGCAGAGGUGGCACAGGCUGGUAGAAAUGUCGGUAAUGCGGCCAGAGUGGGGAGAGCGGCGUUACAAGGAAUCAAAGCGGUAGGAAAGGCUUCCUUCGUCUUGAAUACUGUGAUGCUUCCUUUAAAUGUUAUAGAUCUCGUGCACUCAAUAUCUGCAUUGAAUGGUGAUCAAUCAUCAGAUGCUUCAAAUGAACUGGAGAGGAUGGCGGACUUUCUGGAUCGCGUAGCCAACAAUAAGCUGUGAUCAAAAUUAUUGAGCAGCUGCACUCUAGAACACACAAAGACAAACAACCAACCGCACACACAAGCACGCGCACACACACAUAUAUUAUUUCCUAACUACUUUGUCACAAAAUGAGGAAACAACUAAGACAAGGUAAUGAUAGUCUGUUAAGUAAGGCAUUUAUAUCACAAUUGCCUCUAAAAGAAUUGCUUUGUUUGCGGUGCACGAGAAUAGCUUUUCAAAAAAUGUAUUAGAUUUAAUAAUCUCAUAAUCGAAGUACUAUUCCUAUUUGCAUACUUGUUACUGACAAAAUAUUGGAGUAAUAAAAUAAUAAUUUUUUUUUUAAUUCUAAAAAAUGUAACGCCUAAUCUUCUAUAAAUUUAUAUAUCUUUGUUUAGAAUCAGUUUUAUCUUUCAAAAAAACUGAAAAUAAAUAUUACUUUUUUGGUUGGGAUUACGAUUUUGGCAUUAAUCGAGACGCUACAUCAUUGUCCAGCAAUCCUUUUAAUUUAAGUUAGAUGGAAAACUGCUUUAAGACAACAAACAAUGAAAAAGAUUAUUCACCAAUGUUAAUAAUUGACGUUAAAGAAAAAGUAUUACCUGCAACAAAAAUGUUUGUUAAGAACGGAUGUUGACUGAAGCUUUCAUCAUAUGCAGUUGUAGUGUAGCAAAUUGAAAUGUUUUCUGACCUUUUAACUAUAGCAUUUAUAUAAGCACUAAGUUUAAAUAUUGUCCUUGGCUGUUGAAUUAAGUGUUUGUGUAAGACUUACAUUUUUUGAAUACAGGAAGAAGCAAAACUGAAAUUUCAUCUUUGUCUCAUAUUCUGUUAUUUAGAUGGAUUAUCAUGCUUUACAUCAGGAUUAAGUUUUAAAACACGUCUUUCAUAAGUGUAUUAACAAUUUAGAAUAGGUACACCUUUAGCUAUUUUGUCUAACUUGACUGUAUUGUACUAAUUUGAUUUGAAAAAUGUUUGGUCUAAAUUACUUAAUAUGAUAUAACAAUUGUAAUAUCUUUCUUUUAUCACCAUUUAAACAGACUUGUGUAUGAACCUGUGUAACUAGAGUUUAAAUAAUUACUGGUUUAUGUAACUGAUGGUGUGAGUAUUUACAUGAUUUUUGAUAAUAGAAGUACACUGUAUCUUAACAACUGUAGUCGUUAUUUUAAUGGUUUUAUUUUAUCCUGUUUACUGGUGCUUGGAGGUUUAAAUUUACCAAUUUUUGUAUUAUCAGAAUAGCAAAGAAUUGAAGAAAACUAACAAAUAAAAAAAAUCUGACAUGAA
Molecule: messenger RNA, 2298 nt
Organism: Pomacea canaliculata
Lineage: Eukaryota; Metazoa; Mollusca; Gastropoda; Architaenioglossa; Ampullariidae
Exons: 3
Coding region: 172-1041 (289 amino acids)
Biological process (GO): lipid transport; lipoprotein metabolic process
Cellular component (GO): extracellular region; membrane
Molecular function (GO): lipid binding
Source: RefSeq, a predicted model, not a curated record